Messenger RNA from Panicum hallii, 1430 nucleotides. RefSeq names its product deSI-like protein At4g17486. NCBI's taxonomy places the organism in Eukaryota, Viridiplantae, Streptophyta, Magnoliopsida, Poales, Poaceae. Gene Ontology annotation, molecular function: deubiquitinase activity. The record is from RefSeq and is a predicted model, not a curated record. Gene Ontology annotation, biological process: protein deubiquitination. Bases 253 to 951 code for a protein of 232 amino acids. The transcript has 4 exons.
CGAGCCGAGAGGGACAGACAGCCCAAUUCAGCCUCCCCCCCCUUCUUCCUCCCUGCCUGCUGCCUCUGCCAGCGGAGACGAGCGCGAGAGACGGGGCGGCCGCCGGCGACUUCUCUUGCUUGCGAUCGAGAAGGAGGAGCAGCGCCGCUACCUGCUCGGGUCCCCAAUUUGCUGCUGCUUCGCUUGGUCUUGCUUCCUCAAUUCCCGGCCGAGGCCGCGCCAGAUCUGCCUUCGUCUCCCGCGGCCUGCGCCAUGCGGGUGCUGCCGGCGUCCUGGUCCUCCGCCUCCUCAUCCGCCAAGCCCACCAGCAGCAGCAGCAUCGAGGAGCCUCCUCCUCCUCCGCCUCCCACGGCGGCCGCGGUGUACCUCAACAUCUACGACAUCUCCCCUCUCAACCACUACCUCUACUGGUUCGGGCUCGGCAUCUUCCACUCGGGGAUCGAAGUGCACGGCAUGGAGUAUGGUUUUGGAGCUCAUGAAUACCCAACCAGCGGAGUCUUCCAAGUAGAACCCAAAAGCUGUCCGGGCUUUAUCUUCAGACGCUCAGUCUGCGUCGGUACAACCGAUAUGUCCCCUUCGCAAGUCCGCACCUGCAUAGAGGAUCUCGCUGAGGAUUACCAUGGCGACACUUAUCAUCUCAUUGUCAAGAACUGCAAUCAUUUUACAGCUGAUGUCUGCCAGCGUUUGACCCGCAAGCCAGUGCCCGGGUGGGUCAAUCGACUCGCCAGAUUAGGCUCAUUCUUCAACUGCGUAUUGCCAGAGAGCAUCAAGGUUUCAGCAGUCAGAGAUGUAAACGCGCAUCCUGAUUUUUCUGAUGAUGGCUUGGGGUCCAACGCGUCGAUUGUUGAGGGAAGUGAUGAAGAUGACUUAGACCAACUUCUAAGAACGCCAAACAGCGACGUUGUAUCUUCAAGAGACAAGACAUUUACUCCUGGCAGGGAUAGCUUCUAAUUGACUGCCUCUAUUCUCCAUCGAUUGUAAGCAUUGCCUUUUGGGUUGUCUGCUGAGGAUCAGAGGCAGGUUCUUUGGUAGCGCUGAUGAUCUGGUGAUGGUACCUGCUGUCAAAACUUCAGACCUCCAAGGUGGCUCGCUAGUCGUUCGGUGGUGAUGAAUGAUUGAUUGAUUGAUGUUGCUGUUAUCAGUUCGUGUAGAAGGGUAUAAUGUGAUGAUAAUUGUAUUUGUGGUAUCAUGUGGCAAAGGCCAGGUUAGCCUGCAUAUCAUGGCUGUGCGCGCACGCACGCACGUGUGGGUAAUAUGCUGUAGUGAGAAUGGUGUGACAUACUGUCUGAGUAGUGAGGUCAUCUCAUCUGACCUGUUUUCUUUUUGUUUGACUUUGUACGGUGAAUCGGUGAUGGUGUGUGUGAGUGAUUUCUUCUGUACAAAAAUUAAUUGAUGGAGAUUGAAAUGGUUUUCCAGAUGUGUGUAUAGUA